AGAUAAGAGAAGAAAAUCACAUGACAGAUAUCCAUAUGUUUAGUUGUGUGGUAAAAUUUAAUUUAAUAUUUACUAAUGAAUUGUGCCUAUAAAUCUAAAUUUCGCUAAAUGAAAUGGCACAAUUUGCCAAAGUAUGUUUCCUCCUAAUCGUGAUAAUAUCGUGUUUCUCGAGAGGGACUGCUCAAGACAACAACACUACAAAAAUAGUUUCAAAUCAAACAAGCCCUGUUGUAUCUAAGGCAUUGGUGUCUAAGGAAACAACAGAGGAAAAAACGAAGGUAACUACACAACCCCCUCCUAAUAGUCAUAAGAGCAGGGAGCAUGUGACAAGUGCUACAGAGAAAACAUUAGAUGUAACCUCAAAUAAAACAUCAAAAAAUGUAACAAGUGUGAACACAACAACUUCAGAAGUACUUGUAUCUAAAAAUGUUUCUCAGCCCCUAAACAUUACUGUGAACAACGCCCCAAAAGUUGUGAACACCACCUCAAAAUUCGUAAACUCUUCCACACAAUUAACUACUAAUCAUACUUCCAGUACUACCAAGGCAACUACAACAUCUACUACUAUUAAGCCAAAAAAACCUUUAUUUACUGAACACGACGAAGUGGUGGUAGCUCCAGCAAAACCGAACUUAGAUAUUCCUAUUUUAGCUCAUAUUGAUACGACUAUGGAAAAGAAGGUGAGACGGGCAGACUAUGUAGUGCCAAUUGUAGCUGUUAUUCUGUCUGUUCCACUUGUGGCUGUUAUUCUUUCUAUUUUUUAUAAAAAAGGUAAGGAUUGGUGGCAACACCGCAACUACAGGAGAAUGGACUAUUUAAUUGAAGGAAUGUACAACAGCUGAAAAAUACUCAUAUAAUAUUACGCUAGUAUUUUAGCUUAGUCUUUGUAUAUAAAUGUUGACAGAUUAUUAUGUAAUGUGCCUUUUUUAUAUGCAAUACUUUUGUGAUAUUCUUGAUAAUACAUUGUUAUAUUUUUAUAUAUUAUUCUAUUAAAAAUAAAGUAUUAUCUUUGAAAGCAAAA
Diabrotica virgifera virgifera (western corn rootworm) is the source of this 1021-nucleotide messenger RNA. Its product is annotated as integumentary mucin C.1. Bases 114 to 842 code for a protein of 242 amino acids. The record is from RefSeq and is a predicted model, not a curated record. NCBI's taxonomy places the organism in Eukaryota, Metazoa, Arthropoda, Insecta, Coleoptera, Chrysomelidae. The transcript has a single exon.